Jatropha curcas is the source of this 2374-nucleotide messenger RNA. RefSeq names its product CBS domain protein with a domain protein (DUF21). Gene Ontology annotation, biological process: magnesium ion homeostasis; intracellular manganese ion homeostasis. Lineage: Eukaryota; Viridiplantae; Streptophyta; Magnoliopsida; Malpighiales; Euphorbiaceae. Gene Ontology annotation, cellular component: cytoplasm. The record is from RefSeq and is a predicted model, not a curated record.
UUAAGCUCUCUCUGCUAAUACAUCUUCCUGUAUAACAAUUAUACCUUCUCUCUGAUCGAAAAUUUUACUUUUUUAUUGAUUUGAGCCGACAGGAAAUGGCAGCAAAUGAUGUUCCAUGUUGUGAACCUAUGUUCUGGGUAUAUCUAAUCAUAUGUGUGGUUCUAGUGUGUUUUGCAGGUCUCAUGUCUGGCCUUACAUUAGGACUCAUGUCUCUCAGCCUUGUUGAUCUUGAGGUCCUCAUCAAGGCUGGUCAGCCUCAAGACCGCAAAAAUGCAGAGAAGAUUCUGCCACUUGUUAAGAAUCAGCAUUUACUCUUGUGUACCCUCCUCAUUGGCAACGCCCUGGCAAUGGAGGCCCUGCCUAUCUUCAUCGAUGCACUUCUUCCAGCCUGGGGUGCUAUACUGAUAUCAGUCACCCUCAUACUUGCCUUCGGUGAGAUUAUCCCUCAAGCAGUCUGUUCUCGGUAUGGACUGAGUGUUGGUGCAAAAAUGUCUGUAGUAGUUCGGUUAGUUGUUAUGGUUCUCUUCCCAUUAGCUUAUCCAAUCAGUAAGCUAUUGGAUUGGAUCCUUGGGGAAAAGCAUUCUGCACUUCUACGACGGGCAGAGCUGAAGACCUUGGUUGACAUGCAUAGAAAAGAGGCAGGAAAAGGUGGAGAGUUGACUCAGGAUGAAACCACCAUCAUCACUGGAGCUUUGGAUAUGACUCAGAAGACGGCUAAAGAUGCUAUGACACCCUUAUCUAAAGUAUUUUCACUUGAUAUUAAUGCUAAACUUGAUGAGAAAACAAUGGAGCGGAUAUUAAGCACAGGGCACAGUCGCAUACCAAUUUAUUCAGGAAAUCCAGCUAAUAUUAUUGGCCUAAUUUUGGUCAAAAAUUUAGUCAACUUCCGCCCUGAAGAUGAAAAUUUGAUUAGAGAGCUAACCAUCAGGAAAAUUCCAAGGGUACACGAUCGUCUGCCUCUUUAUGAUAUAUUGAAUCAAUUUCAAAUUGGUCACAGCCACAUGGCUGUUGUUGUAAAGUGUAAUAAUGAUGUUAAUGGGUCUGCAGAAGAAAUAAAAUCCGAAAGUAGCAUGUUCAAGACAAAUAGUAAUUCAAAUUCGAAACAAAGAAAACCAGAUACAGAAGGGAUAGCUCACCAGCCUGGUCAUAAUGAGAAAUUGAACAUCUGUGUAUGCUCACCACCUGUAUACUCCAGUAUGGAUACUGAAAUUCAAAGUCCAAUACCAUAUACUGUGGGAGAUGUAAGAGCUCGUUUGCCCACAAAAUUCAAGAAAAGCGAAUACCAAAAGCAAAUUCUUUCAAAUGAGGAUUUGGAAUCUCUUGCAGCUUCAGAUGAAGAGGUCAUUGGGAUCAUAACACUAGAAGAUGUUAUGGAAGAACUGCUGCAGGAAGAAAUCCUAGAUGAGACUGAUGAGUAUGUGGAUAUUCAUAACAAAAUUAAAAUCAAUAUGCUGGCUUCGGGAAGAUCACCAUUAAUAAGGUCUCCAAUAGUAGCAUCAGCUUCUCAUAUUCAAUGGCGGAGUCCUUUAGCUUCUCCAGCUUCUUCCCAUCAUCAAACUCCACUAUCUUCCUGCAAUCACACUCCCACACUGCAUUCUCCAAUUCCACCAUAUAUUCGCUCUCCGAUGAUUAGACCGGCUCUAUCAUUUUCCCCUGGAAGAUCCGUUCCAAAUUCUUCUGCUGAAACUGCUCAUUACUCAUCAUCCCCCCAUCGGGUUUCAAGAAAAUCGUAUGCAAAGUUGAGAGAGGCUCAGCAGUUAUGAAUUCUUACCUAGAUUGUGUCUAUAGUGAAUGCCAUCUCGGAUGAGACUUGGCCCGGUAUAAUUUCUAAAUAUAAUAAUAUGUAAAUAUUAUUUAUGAACAAUGAUUUAUGAUGAAAGGAAAAUCCUUGCUUGAUGUUAUAUAAAAAAAGAAAAUUUCUUGCUUGGUCCUAGUACAUGGUUCCACUCAGGAAUUGGAUUCAUACUUCAUACACGAGUUAUCACGAUGAAAUCCACUCAAUCAGGCCAAUUUCUAUUCAUUUAUAGAGAGCUCUUUGUACAAAAACAAAAUUCUUGAUUAGGGAUGUUGCAUUAGGAUAUAUUGGUUUCAACCUAGAAAAAACAUUAAAAUUGGGCGGCAAUAUUAUGAGAGGAAAAUUGUUGAAAUCAGGUAAAAAAUCUAUUUUUCAUAUUGGGACAGGACAUUUACCUGCAGAAGAAAAAAUUAUUUGAAAAUUUAAUUCUACAUGUCCUCCAUUUCAAUGUCCAGAUAAAACAGAGGCCUUCAAUAUUAAAUAAAUAGGGUCGUCCCAGUAAAUCUUUUUUUUUUUUUCUUUCUUUCCAUUUAGAUUGUGUUUUAACUUAAAUUGUCGUUAUAUAAUGAAGCCAAAAAA